Messenger RNA from Aspergillus brunneoviolaceus CBS 621.78, 636 nucleotides. RefSeq lists its product as uncharacterized. Lineage: Eukaryota; Fungi; Ascomycota; Eurotiomycetes; Eurotiales; Aspergillaceae. The transcript has 2 exons. The record is from RefSeq and is a predicted model, not a curated record. The coding region runs from base 1 to 636 and encodes 211 amino acids.
AUGCCUGGUAUGGACAAGCCAGUAGCAUUCGGCAGCCAUGGCACAGGUAAUAUAUUCGAUCAGUCUAUCAGCUUAAUCUCCAGAGAGACCAGAAUCAGGUCCAAAAGAAGUGCUAGCAUCGCAAAGGGCUGGAGAGAAUGGGCGUGCCUAUCGAAGAAGUGCUCAUCAUGGAUGAUAGAGGCUGAGCGCCUUGGGAAGGCGGGAGCAGCAGAGAAAGUGGAGGUAGCGCGCCAGCUUAUGAAGGCAGGCAAGCUUUGCCAGGCCGUUGAACUUCACAUACAGGCUCAGUGCAAGGAACAGGGGGCGUCCAAGGGCGGCGAUAUCGGGGAUGGUCUCGCUGUUAUGGCUGCGAGCUAUCUUGAGGCCCUGGAAGAGGACUGUCAAGACUCUGAUAAGCUUAUGGAAGCCCUGACCCACCUGUUUGGGCAAAUCAGCCGUGGCGGGGAAUCUUGUAGCUAUGAGAAGUCCCGUCGAAAGGUCUUGAAUAUCAUGAUGCGCAAGAUUGAUAUUGUGGUAAACCAAUCCACUGACCAUGCCCGAGAUGUUGCGGCGAGAGUUUCCAGAUACCUUAUCAUCAACGAGGCGACUUUCUUUCAUCAUCCGGAAUGGUUGUUUGUCUUGACAAAACUUCUUUGA